Carassius carassius (crucian carp) is the source of this 1397-nucleotide messenger RNA. It is a transcript of the gene pdcd2l, whose product is annotated as programmed cell death 2-like. NCBI's taxonomy places the organism in Eukaryota, Metazoa, Chordata, Actinopteri, Cypriniformes, Cyprinidae. The transcript is spliced from 6 exons. The coding region runs from base 280 to 1359 and encodes 359 amino acids. The record is from RefSeq and is a predicted model, not a curated record. Gene Ontology annotation, cellular component: cytoplasm.
UCGUUGAUAUUUACACGUCGUAAAACAGUGUAUUAAAGCUCAUAUACCAGAAUCAAAUGUCGUUUGGAAUAAUUUAAAUCAAUUUUACAUAAGUAUAUGCAUAAUGUCGGAAAUAUUUUAUAUUUAACAUAUCAUUCCUGAAUUAAUAUGAAUUGUGGACCAGUAACGACUGGAUAAAACACAUUUUAAGAUUGAUUAAGAUCCAAAUGAUUCAGUACCGAGUGUGAACUUCUGCACGUGUUCAGAGAAGCACAUGGACUGAAUAGUUCUGCUUAAGUCAUGGCAGCAUCAGUGCACGAGACCGUCCUCAUCGGAGUAUGUGAUGGAGUUAUUGACAAGAAGAAAUACACAUCUUAUUGCACAAACAAAAUUGGAGAUAAACCGGACCUGCUUCCAGUAAUCACUCUGCAGCAUCCCACAUGCAGUCUGUGUCAGAGAGGCCUGUCCCACGUGGUGCAGGUCUACUGUCCUCUCGCUGCGUCUCCUUACCACAGAACCAUCAGUGUGUUUGCUUGCACCUAUCCACACUGCAGCGGCAAAUCAGAGAGUUGGAUAGUCCUGCGCUCUCAAUGCUUGGAGGAUGACAUCAAAGCAAGCCAAGACGACAAAACCACGCCAUGUACAGAAUCUGCAAUGUCCAGGACAGACUGGUGUGAUGAAGCUGAUGACUGGGGGAUGGACGAUGAAGAGCAAGUGGCUGAAAACGGCGUACAAAUAACAAAUGACUGUAUCGGUGAAGGAAAUGAUGUCAGCAGCAGGCUUCAGGACCUGUGCAUUGAUGGAGAUCAUCAUCAAAGUGCCCUCCCACCCAACGAUGUGCCUGUUUUCCAGCCGUUCUACAUAAGUGUAAUGGAAGAAACAGACUUGAAUGGAUUUCAUGACACGGAUCAUGAGAACGAACUGCUUAGAGCGUAUGAGGAGAGGGAGGGAGUGACAGUCGAGGAGAUUCAGAGUUGUGGAAGUGGGGGCGCCACUCAGGAGGAAUACGAGAAGGCCACGGCCAAGCAUGGAGAUGAAGUGUUCACCAGUUUCAUGAAGAAAAUCUCUCUUUGUCCUGAACAAGUGUUACGAUAUAGUUGGGCGGGAUCACCUCUGUUUAUAUCAGAGGCUGUCUCUGAUGUUAGUCAGACGGUGCCGGUCUGUGCUCACUGCGGCAGCCCGAGAGUUUUUGAAUUUCAGCUCAUGCCAGCAUUGGUCAGUUUGCUCAGGAGUGUAGACACAGAUUCAGACGUUUCGCUGGAGUUCGGAACAGUUCUUGUGUACACUUGUAGAAACAGCUGUUGGAAAUCUGGAUCAGCGGCUCCAGUGGAAGAAUUUGUUGUCGUUCAGCCAGACCCAGACCAAAAGCUCUUCAAAUGAUAUAAAUUAUCAUCAUUAAAGAUUUUUUUUCAGUACAA